GUAACGUCUGCCCUGGCCUACAUGCACUCGUUGAACAUCAUCCACCGGGACCUGAAGCCCGAGAACUUGCUCCUGACCUCCAAAGGCGCCGCCCCGGAGGUUAAAAUCAUCGACUUCGGGCUGGCGAAGGUGCUGGGCGCGGGGGACGACAGAGCGCAGUCCUUCCUGGGGACAAGGUCCGGGUCCGAUCCCUCUUAA
Molecule: messenger RNA, 198 nt
Organism: Ectocarpus sp. CCAP 1310/34
Lineage: Eukaryota; Phaeophyceae; Ectocarpales; Ectocarpaceae
Source: the annotation of a GenBank genome assembly